UUUUUGACCUUCCAGGCUGCCCCGCAGUCUUCGCAGUCUUAUAAGUUUCCGUAGCCAGCGGCUCUCCUCCUCUCUCCACAGCCUAAAAAUGCCAAAGCCGUGGUUUCCAAGUGACCACGUUCUCCUUUUCGCCGUCUCCCGGCUUCUCACUUCCCUCUUCUCCUUUCCGCCGUCUCCCACACUCUCAUGCGAUGAAACCCCCUAUCGUCGUCUCCAAUGGUGAGAGCUCUCCUCCUCUUCUCCCCCUUCGCUUUCCUCCACAAAACCGCAAACCCCCUUCUCCUCUCCUCCCUCGCCCACUCCCCGGAGCCCGACCCCUCCCUCAUCGUCGCCGAGGCCCACCGGAUCCUCGCCGCCCCCCGGUGGCGCGAUAGCCCUGAGCUCGCCCGCCUCCUUCCUGCCCACGUCGCCGAGGUCCUCGGCUCCCACCGUGACCCCCGCCGCGCCCUCCAGUUGUUCCGCUGGUUCUCUCAGAAGCAUUCCCACAAACAUAGCCUCGACUGCUUCUUCGCCCUCCUCAACCGCCUCAUCGCCGCCCGCAUGUUCCGGCCCGCCAACCGUGUCGGCGUCCAGAUGGUCAGAUCGUGCCAGACCAAGGAAGAGAUGAUCCGGGCGAUAGAUUUCUUGAAUGGAAAGCGCUUCAGGUUUGACCUUUUUGGUUACAACGCGCUCUUGAUCCAGCUGGGCAAGCUCAACAUGGUCGGCGUCGCUCUAAUUCUUUAUCACCAUAUUCUGGGCAGUGGUGUGGAGCCAAAUCUUUUGACUUUCAAUACUGUAAUCAAUAUCCUGUGCAAGAAUGGGAAGGUCAAGGAGGCUGGAUUGGUUUUGAGUAGGAUUUUGCAGUGUGAUCUGAAGCCUGAUACAUUUAUGUAUACGUCGCUAAUUCUAGGUCAUUGCAGGAAUCAAGAUCUUGAUUCAGCCUUCCGAGUGUUUGAUUGGAUGGUUAAGGAAGGAUGCGAGCCAAACUCGGCCACAUACUCCACUUUGAUCAAUGGGUUGUGUGAUGAGGAAAGGGUGGACGAGGCACUGGGAUUGAUGAGAGAGAUGGUGGAGAGAGGUGUUGAGCCGACAGUGCAUACGUACACUGUCCCAAUUGUGGAGCUUUGCAGCUGGGGACGGAUAAGUGAGGCCCGUAAUUUGCUUGUUGACAUGAGGAAGAGGGGAUGCCCGCUGAAUGUUCGGACAUAUACUGCACUUAUCAGUGGCCUGUGUCGAUUGGAUGGGCUUGAGAUAGCGAUCGGGUUGUUUCACAAGAUGGUUAGAGAUGGUUUGGUGCCAAAUACUGUGACAUAUAAUGCAUUGAUCAAUGGGUUGUGUGAUGAAGGAAGAAUUGGAGCUGCUCUAAAGCUUUUUGAGGUGAUGGGGAGGCGUGGUUUCCUGCCAAAUCCGCAAACUUAUAAUGAGAUGAUAAGAGGGUUUUGUUUGAUAGGUCGUGUGGAGAAGGCAAUGGUUCUCUUCCAUAGGAUGCUGACUGUAGGUCCUUCACCAAAUCGGGUGACUUAUAACACCAUCAUAGAUGGUUAUUGUAAAACUGGUAAUCUUAGCAAUGCCAUUCGGAUGGUUGAUCUUAUGAAAGACAAUGGGUGCGAGCCUGAUGAAUGGACUUACACUGAGCUGGUUUGUGGGUUUUGCAAAGGGGGAAAGCUGGAUUUGGCACACACAGCAUUUGUAGAAAUGGUGGAACAUGGCUUGAGCCCUAACGAGGUUACAUACACGGCACUAAUAGAUGGGUGUUGCAAGGAUGGGAGGCUUGAUAGUGCAUUGGCCUUAUUAGACAGGAUGGAGAAAACUGGUUGCAAGCCAAACGUGCAGACUUACAAUGCUGUAAUUAACGGCUAUUCCAAGAAAAAUCUGUUUUCAGAAGCAGAGAAGCUAUGUAGUGAGAUGGUGGAACAAGAUUUGUUACCCAACGUUGUUACUUACACUGCAUUGAUUGAUGGGUUGUGUAAGAACAAUGCCACUUCACUUGCACUUAAGAUCAUGGAUGAGAUGGUAAAGAGAAACUGCUUGCCCAAUCUCCACACCUAUAGUGCUCUUAUUCAUGGGUUGUGCCAAGAAGGCAAGGCUGAGGAGGCUGAAAAGGUCUUCCAGGAAAUAGAAGAGAGAGGAUUAGUUCCUGACCAGGUCACAUAUACUGCUAUCAUUGAUGGUUAUAUUAUGUUAGGUAGGGUGGAUCUUGCUUUUUCACUUUUGAGACAGAUGGUUAGUGCUGGAUGUAAGCCCAACUAUCGGACUUAUGGUGUUCUGAUGAAAGGAUUGCAGAAGAAGCACCAGCUGAUGGAACAGAAGCUUGCAGCUUUGCCGGAUGCAGUCUCAAGUUUCAGCAUGGAUGAAAAGGCUACAGACUAUGAAAUUAUAUCAUGUCUAUUAAUGAAAUUAUCAGAAUAUGGAUGUGAGCUAAAUAUUGGCAUCUAUAGCACUCUUCUAUGUGGAUUAUGCAGAGAAGGAAGGUGGUUUGAGGCAGAUCAGUUAGCUAAAAGUAUGAGUGACCAAGGAUUUUCUCUAGAUGAAGAGAUAUAUAAUUCUUUAGUACUUGUAUAUUCAAAUUAUAUUAAAGUGGAUCUUGCUUUAGAAACUUUAAAUACAAUGAUCGCACAAGGCUUUGAGCCACAGCUAAUCAGUUUUAAGACACUGAUUUGUGCUUUUUGCAAAGUUGGCAAGAUGGAGGAGGCCCAAAAUAUUUUUGAAAACAUGCUUCUGCAGCACUGGAAUCCUGAUGAGAUCGUAUGGACCAUCCUCAUUGAUGGAUUAUUAAAGGAUGGAAAAUUAGAUGUGUGCAUGAAAUUUCUUCAUGUCAUGGAAGCCAAAGAUUGUAAACCAACUUUUCAAACUUAUGUUAUCCUGGCAAGAGAAGUGUCCAAAGAAGAGAAGUGCAUUGAGAUGAGUUUAGUUGGUGAUGUACUGAGGCUCUGAGGACUACUUCCUAGGUUGUGAUUUCCUUUAUAAGAUGCCGAGGCGUUGGAAAUAUAGAGGAACCAAAAGAUGGGAAUCUGCCAAGAUGGAAGGCCACAGAUUGCUGAGCCUAUUUAUCCAUCAAUGCCAGCUGUGCUCUUUCUUUUUUAAGGGAAGCAUACAAUUUUUAAGCUGCAAUUAAUUCAGAUUCUUAACAUGUACUAACUGGCAGAAUGGAAAGAUGAUGGACUGAGCUCUUACCAAUCUGGUACUGAAAUGCUUGAAUGAGGAAGCAGGAGCAAAUUUGCUGUUGUAUUUACCAGAAAAGUUGACAUUUCAAGGAUCUGUUGGAACUUCCCUUCAUUCCUGUAGAAAGGGUCCUAGGAGGUUCGUAGGCUAUGAGGAAAGGACUAAAUUGAUGCAGCCUGAUGAAGGUAUAAACAGGAGAAGCUAUGACUUUUUUGUAAUUUAGAUAGAAACCUGGACAAUUAUUGAUGAAAGCAUGUUCUCUUUGGAGCAAGCAAGGCCUCAAAAGGGUCUAAAGAUGAAACGAGCGAGAGAGUCUGACAGGCAUAUGCCAAACAAUAGAAAGCAGUCAAAAUGUAAUCAGUUGUACUCAAAGGUAAAUCAGCAUCAGUCCCAAAGCUAAUAAACCGGCAACUUAGCUGAAAUUAUAGUAAUGCCUUUUUUCUUUUCUUUUCUUUUCUUUUCUUUUCCUUUUGUUUUGGUCACUGAUAAUUGUAUCGAAUAUCCCAUUAAUUGUAAAUAAAUUUUAUUUUUAAUAAUUCAAUUAUUACUUUGAGAUA
Molecule: messenger RNA, 3698 nt
Organism: Phoenix dactylifera (date palm)
Lineage: Eukaryota; Viridiplantae; Streptophyta; Magnoliopsida; Arecales; Arecaceae
Molecular function (GO): protein binding
Source: RefSeq, a predicted model, not a curated record